AUGAAAUCACACUGGAUACGUGUGAAAAAUUCUGAAAUUCUUGCGGCUGGAGUAGCUGUGGAGUUGUACGCCCCACUCAAUAUUAGUACAUUGAGCGUGGUUGGCACUCGUGUUGCCAAUGCACCAUCCCCAAAUGCAAAAGCUUCCACCAGCCGAGAAGAUGACCUGAACUGCCAGAAUGACGGUUCGGAUGGUCGGUUCAAUUUACGACUGAUUGGAAAGGAGCAUAUCAGCGGUCCGGAACAGAAUAAACUCACGAACUUCGAGCGACGUGGUGUGGUUAGCAGAACCAAAUACAUCGAUCAGGGUCGUCGUACGUCCAAGAAAUGGAGCGAAGCCGUGAUGGUUCUCUCUGGCCCAUGGUUGUUCUUAUAUCGAGACGCGAAAGCAGCUAUGCCGCUCGAGACCGAGAAUUCCGAUAGUUCGAAAACGAUCUAUCUAGUUCAGUUGCCAGAAAAUGUGCUGGACUCUUGGAAGGCUGCAUUCCGAUACGCUAAAGAAAUAUUGGUAAGUGUCCUCCGUGCUUGCGUGCAAUAUUAUUAUAUUUUAUACUUGUCUGUGGCGGAGCCUUCAAAUUUGUCUGCGCUGUUUCCACUCGAUCAUUUCUACAUUGCUUUUUUUUGUUCUGUAGUGUUUCGUUGCUAUCGCAAUGACGCCAGUCUCAAAAUGGCGUUAUACCUUCCUAGAAAACAUCAGUAG
Molecule: messenger RNA, 699 nt
Organism: Echinostoma caproni
Lineage: Eukaryota; Metazoa; Platyhelminthes; Trematoda; Plagiorchiida; Echinostomatidae
Source: the annotation of a GenBank genome assembly